Molecule: messenger RNA, 657 nt
Organism: Dujonia railenensis
Lineage: Eukaryota; Fungi; Ascomycota; Pichiomycetes; Serinales; Debaryomycetaceae
Source: the annotation of a GenBank genome assembly
AUGGAAUCAUAUCAAACUAAAUUUCUCGACUCUGCUUUAGAAUCCUCAACUCUCAAGUUCGGAUCGUUCACCUUGAAGUCAGGUAGACAGUCUCCUUACUUCUUUAAUUUAGGAUUUUUCAGCACUGGUAAGCUUGUUUCCGAUUUAGCAACUUCGUACGCUCAAGCUAUUAUUAAAGCCGGACUUAAGUUUGAUAUCAUUUUUGGACCUGCUUACAAGGGGAUUCCACUCUGCGCUAUCACCGUUGCUAAGUUAGCUGAGUUAGACCCAGAAAACUAUGGUCAUAUCGGUUACUCUUUCAACAGAAAGGAAAAGAAGGACCAUGGUGAAGGUGGGUCUAUUGUUGGUAGCGCUUUAGAGGGAAAGAAGGUCUUGAUCAUCGACGACGUUAUGACCGCUGGUACAGCCAUCAACGAAGCGUUUGAAAUCAUCUCUCAAGAGAAGGGUGAGACUGUCGGUUGUAUUAUUGCUUUAGAUAGACAAGAAACCACCAAAGAUUCUGAAAAAUCAGCAACCCAGGCAGUGUCCCAAAGAUACGGAAUUCCUGUUAUCUCUAUUGUCACUUUAUCUGACAUUAUUGCUCACUUGAGCGACAAGGUUACUCCAGAGCAAUUGGCCAGUAUCAAGGAGUAUAGAGCUACUUAUGCUCCUAAAUAG